AUGAAACAUUUCAGUUUGACUGUGGGACGCUUCCUGAAGUACAAAGAUUUUGAUAACAUCACCAUCAGCGCAGUUGAACUGGAAACACCAAAGAAACUCACUUGGAGUAAUUUCAACACACGGCAGUGGUCCAUUAACAAAUUAGUGGUUAAAUUCGUAUAUAUAAAGUUGAUGAUUGCAAUGGGUUUCGUGAUGGAGGGACUACAGUUUGAUCCACAGGAUUGGCAAAACGUGCUGAUGAUCGGCUUAGGAGGUGGAACUGUUGCAACUUUUUCGGUGCUGUCAAAUCCUCUAAGGGUGAACCUCACAACAAUUGAGUUGGACCCACUCAUGGUGACAAUAGCGAAGGAUUGGUUUGGGCUACAUGAAACGCCACUUAACACUGUUAUUCUUGAGGACGGAGUAAAAUUCCUUCAUGAAGCUGCUGAGCGAGGUCAGCGAAUUUCUAUCAUGUCAUCAAUUCAAUUUUUGAAUAACUCAUUACAAGAAGGUCGAAUUAUGGGCGACGCAGAG
Molecule: messenger RNA, 513 nt
Organism: Cooperia oncophora
Lineage: Eukaryota; Metazoa; Nematoda; Chromadorea; Rhabditida; Trichostrongylidae
Source: the annotation of a GenBank genome assembly